AUGUCUUCAAACAACAACAACAACUCUACUUCUUCUUCCAAUAUUAAAAAAAGACUUACAGAAUAUAUUGAUAAACAUUUUGAUACCAAUUAUGUUCGGGAUUGGUCCUCUUCUCAUGUCAUUGCAUGGAUGAAAUUGAUCGGUCUCGAUGCCUUUUCAAAACAAUUUUCAAAAAUUAAAAACUUGAAUGGAGAAUACAUUUAUAAACAUAUAUUACAAUCUGAAGAAUAUACAUUGGCUCAAAACUUUCCAUUCAUAACAAAAUUUGGAUGUCUACGAAAAUUAUAUUUACAAUCUCUGAAAUUACGAAAAAAUUUAUAUCAUUUAGAUCCUGACAUGGUCUUGAUGGAAGUGAGUAGAAAUCCUUCAUUAAUUGGAAAGACAUCACAAACCACUCAAGAGGGUCAACAUUCUCUAAAUGGUAAUAGUGGUGGAAUUGGUGGAAGUCUCUUCACAAGUGUGAGCCGAUCCUUCAAUGAUGAUGAUGAUGACAUUCUCAACAGUAUUGCCACAAGUAGUAGUGUGAGUUCAAGCACAGCAUCUUUUGUGAAUGGUGUUUCCAAUAGCAUGGGUCAAAAUGCAUCUUUUAUAGAAUAUCGUUUACUUCCAAGUAUGGAAAUAGCCAAUUAUUUGAAAAGAAAAAAGAUUUUAACCUCUAAGGAACACUUGUCAAUCAUUACUACACAUUGUAUUGAUGGUGAAGUAUUUUUAAGUAUGACUACUACCAGUGAUUGGAUGUCACUAUUCAUUUAUCAUUAUUCAAAUCAAUAUGUUGGAGGAAAUUUAAAUGAAAAUGAACUUUCCAAAGUGUAUGAUCAGACCUUUCAUCGACAUCCAAGUAUGCCAAAUAUGGAACAGGUGAAUGCAUUGAAGAAUAUUGUAGUGGUACAUGCUUGUAAAUAA
Messenger RNA from Naegleria fowleri, 903 nucleotides. RefSeq lists its product as uncharacterized. NCBI's taxonomy places the organism in Eukaryota, Heterolobosea, Eutetramitea, Acrasida, Naegleriidae. The coding region runs from base 1 to 903 and encodes 300 amino acids. The record is from RefSeq and is a predicted model, not a curated record. The transcript has a single exon.